AUGGCUGAGGAGACUUCCCAGCCAAAAUUUAAGAGGAUGUAUGUUAGGUUCAAUGCUCAGAAGGUAGGAUUUUUAGGUGGAUGCAUGCCAUUUAUAGGUUUAGAUGGUUGUCACAUAAAGCACAGAUUUGGUGGGGAAAUCUUAUCUGCCACUGCCAAGGAUGCAAAUGACAACAUUUUUCCAGUAGCCAUGGCUGUUGUGGAACAAGAAACUAGGGAGUCUUGGAUAUGGUUUUUGGAAAUUUUUGCUGAUGAUAUAGGGAGGCCAGAGGAGCUUCAGUUGGUCUUCAUUUCUGAUAGGCAAAAGGGGCUUAUUCCUGCAAUAGAGACACUAUUCCCUACCGUGGAGCAUAGAUACUGUGUGAAACACAUUUACAACAAUUUCAAAGUUGAUCACAAGGGAUUGGAGCUGAAGGAUGCAUUGUGGAGGUGUGCUGCUGCCACAACAGUAAGGGAGUUUGAGAGAUGCAUGCAGUACAUAAGGGAUUUGGAUGAAAAGUUUAGGGACAAGCCUAUCUUGGCAAUGUUGGAGUGGAUUAGGGUUAGACUUAUGACUAGGCUUUACACAAAAAGGGAAGGGAUACAGAAGUAUGCUGGAAAGUUGUGUCCAAGCAUACAAGAUAGGUUGGAGAAAUUGAAGGUUCAAAGUAAGGCAUUUAGUGCUACCCCAGCUGGUAGUUUCCUUUAUGAGGUAGGCACCAUUUAUACAAACAUUGAGACAACAGAAGACUAUACCCACCCAUGCUACUUCAAAGAAACUUACAUGGAGACAUACAAGGAGGUACUUCCUCCCAUGCCUGGCCAGUCAAAAUGGGCUGAGACUGGACAGCCUGCUCCCCUGGCACCUCACAUAUACAAACCACCAGGCAGACCACCCAAGCAAAGAAAGAGGGCUUCUGAUGAGCUUAGGAACCCUUACAAAGCAAGUAGACUGAACAGACCUGUAAGAUAUGGGAAAUGCAAAAAGGAAGGGCAUAAUUCAAGAGGGUGCAAGGCUGGCAUUACUGGGGAGACACCAUGA
Messenger RNA from Quercus robur (English oak), 1020 nucleotides. RefSeq lists its product as uncharacterized. The transcript has 4 exons. NCBI's taxonomy places the organism in Eukaryota, Viridiplantae, Streptophyta, Magnoliopsida, Fagales, Fagaceae. Bases 1 to 1020 code for a protein of 339 amino acids. The record is from RefSeq and is a predicted model, not a curated record.